This is a messenger RNA of Penicillium paradoxum, 2622 nucleotides long. RefSeq lists its product as uncharacterized. The coding region runs from base 1 to 2622 and encodes 873 amino acids. Gene Ontology annotation, molecular function: RNA binding. The transcript is spliced from 5 exons. The record is from RefSeq and is a predicted model, not a curated record. NCBI's taxonomy places the organism in Eukaryota, Fungi, Ascomycota, Eurotiomycetes, Eurotiales, Aspergillaceae.
AUGGCCAUUCACUAUGUUGAGCAGGAUGGCUCUGAGCCUAGUACUCAGGGAUCUCACACCCCAGAGCCUACCGUCCAAGAAGAUGAUGCUCACGAACAUACGGCUUCGGAAACCAGUGACCCUGAGUCUAGUAGCUCGGACCCUAGCACUCCAGAACAAACUGCUGAGCCAGCCAAGCCCAAAUACUCUCCUCGUGCAGACCGACUGAACCAAAAGCCAACCAAGGGAAAUGCACAGGGACUUUUCCUUCCCAGUUGUUGUGUGUUUGUGGGGAAUCUAUCUGUUAGAAUGUCUAUGCAGCGGUUGGAGGAUGAUCUUACUGCGCUGAUCUCUGUGUUUGGACGAUGCCAUGUUAAAAUCAAAAUAGCGAACGACCGAAAACUCCCCGUUGGGUUUGUACAGUUCGAAGAUCUUAAAUCAGCAACAUCAGCAUUGAAGCAGAACGGACAAUUGGUCCUUCAUAAUCGGGUGUUGAGGUUGGAAUUGUCCAACUGCAAACGAACUGCCUUCUUCGGCCACAUUUCUGACUCUCCGGUUACUCGAGACGAAGUCCUCUCUGUUCUCAAGGUACAUGGUGCUCUCGAGAAUAUAACCAUCAAGCCCUUUGUCCACUGGGAGGGCUUCCGCUCUACCUUUGGCAUUGUUACUUUCGCAUACCCCGACGAUUACGCAGAUGCCCUUCAGUAUUUUCAAAACAACCGCAGAUACUAUUUGAUCAGAGCCAAUAUGGACAAGGACGGUCAGCUUCCCCAGGAGGGCCAGCUUCCUCAGGACUACCCUGCUCCAGGACAUAGGCCUUCCAACCAACCUCCCCCAGCCCGCGGCAAUCAGCAGCGAUACAACGGCCGUAGAGGCUAUCAUCGUCCUUGGUACAGUGGCAGCAAUAGCAGCAGAGGCGGGUUUCGCAAUGGCCCUGGGGGUCCCCCGAGACAAAACCCAUCAUUUUCCAGCAAUAACCAAAAUCCACCUUUCAACAAUCAGGGUAAUCCACCUCACGGGUCUUUCUCUCAGAAUUACCCCGGCAACAAUUUCCCUCAGGGCUACAACAACCAGUUCAAUCAAGGCUAUCCCAACCCCAUGUUCAAUCAAACUUACCCUAACAACUUCCCCCAGACCCUUCAGGGCAACAACUUCCAACCAGGCUAUCCCAAUCCAAGCUUCGUAGCUCCAGGUGCUUUCCCCAACCCUAUGGUGUUCAACCAAAUUCCAAUGGCUGACGGCCCACCCCCACCGUAUCCUACGGAGUACACAGCUAUGCCAAACCCCGGGUUCCCUAUCUAUCAACCAUUCCAGCCACCCAACCCUCUCCCACCUAUCGUGACCCAAGCUCAGGCUGUCCCGCCUCCAGUUACCCACCGCCGACGCCUGCCACCUCGUCCCGACUGUCCUUUGAUUGUCUCCAGUCAGCCCCAGUUUGACACCGAAGAACACUUGCGACUCUACUAUGAGCCCUACCCUGCCAACGAAGUCUUCCAGGGUAUGCAGCCAGCUUGGGUUGGUUAUCCGGGUGGUGAUUACAUGCAGCAAGGCUAUACUCAACCCUACUCGCCUGGUGCUGGUGAUUAUCGUAGCCGGCACUCGAGUAUGGAAAGUCAUCAGAACCCCAAUUCACCUCCCAGAGUCGGUGCAUCUGAGACAACCCUGACACAGACGAAGAUCGUCAGCGAUGGGACUGAGAGAGGACGCCAACUGACCCGACCGUGCCAUGCUAACACCGAUGGGGCCUCUGACAUGGCUCCCGUGGCUGAUCCUACUCAGACGCAGACCGACCCGGUCUCUACGCAAGCUUCGAGUGGUUUGAAGGAAGAAGUCCAGACAACAGAUGCAGCUGAGCUUACUGAAACUCAAAUCGAGCCCGCCGCUCCUGUGGAUGACUCUCAAUCACAGAAGCAUCAGAAUGAGCCUGAAAAUGAACCCAACGAGCUUCAAACUACCCUUAUCUGCACUGCACCACCUGAACAAAAGGAUGAAAACUCGAAUGAAGAAGCCAAGCAACCAUUGCAGAUUGAUCCCAAGCACGAAGAAAGCACUGGGUCCUCUUCUGAAGCCGGCCCCAAGACACCAGAUACCGAUGAGUCGCGGGAACGCGCCAGUCUUCAGACACCAGCCCCAGCCGAGUCUUCGAAGCCAGCCGAAACCGAGGCCAUCGACACAGCCGUGACUAUCAAACCAAUGGAGAAGGAAACUCCCCUUAAAGGAAGCCCCGAGGCUCCGGCCACACCAAGUACUUCCUCAACUCUCAAGCCAAUUGAGAAGGACACCCCAGACAAAGCCAAAGGCAAAGCCCCGACCACGCCCACCCCAACCAAGACCGGCACUCAGAGACUCGAGCCCGCAGUGCCAGACGACAAACAUCUAUUGGCUCGCCAUACUUUCCAGCACCGCAAGCCUCUCAAGAAAAAGUACCAACCAAAGACCGCCACUGGUAAGACAGUUGAACAAUACACACGCGAGAUCAAUUCGCAGCGUGCCGCGGAUGAUCCCGACUCGCGUGUCCCAGAACAUCUUCUACAAGAGGUUAUACAGGAGCUAGAGAACGAGCGCAGAGAGAAUGCUCGCAAGAGCCGAGGACUCGGCCCCAGUGAUAAGAGCAGCACCGCCAGUGGUGCUUCGAAGAAAUAA